AUGUCCGACGCCGCGAGUGAGGUCAAGCUGAAGAAUUUCAACAGCAUAUUCAGCCUCGAGGGCAAAAACGCUGUAGUGACGGGUGGUUCAAGAGGUCUGGGGCUAUAUGUUGCAUCUGGAUUUCUUCAAGCGGGCUGCUCAAAAGUCUUCAUUACAUCUCGGAAAGAUAAAGCCUGCAAAGAGGCUGUGGCAGCGCUGAACUCCCUUCCCAACAAGAAGCCUGGUGCACAGGCAAUCUCCAUCCCGGCCGACUUGGCCCAGGUUUCUGAAAUCCAACGACUCACGAAGGAGAUCGCAAAACAUACAGACUAUAUCGACAUCCUCUUCGCUAAUGCUGGGGCGACUUGGGGGGCACCAUUCGGAAAACAUCCUGAAGAGGCUUUCACGAAGGUUCUCAACCUGAACGUCAAAAGUAUCUAUUACAUAGUACAAAACCUGGAACCCCUGUUGUCUAAGAAUGCGACAACCAACAAUCCUAGUCGGAUAGUCAUCAAUGCGAGCGCUGCUGGGAUCGGUGUUGGAAGUCUGGGUGAAAACGCGACGCACGCAUACACCGUGUCCAAAGCUGCCGCCAUUCAUCUAGCAAAAAUCCUUGCAGUGGAGCUCGGAGGACGAGGGAUUGUUACAAAUGCGAUUGCACCAGGCUUUUACCUCACCAAAAUGGCGGCGGGCCUCAUCGAAUUGACAGGAGGGCUUGCCGUCCAGGCAGCCAGGGCACCCAACAAUCGACUUGGUCAGCCUGAGGACAUUGCCGGACUAGUAGUCUUUUUAUGCAGUCGUGCGAGUAUGCACAUCAAUGGUGCCGUCAUUACGACUGAUGGCGGAGCUGUGCUUGGGAGCUCGAAGCUUUGA
Rhinocladiella mackenziei CBS 650.93 is the source of this 852-nucleotide messenger RNA. RefSeq lists its product as uncharacterized. The coding region runs from base 1 to 852 and encodes 283 amino acids. The record is from RefSeq and is a predicted model, not a curated record. Gene Ontology annotation, molecular function: oxidoreductase activity. Lineage: Eukaryota; Fungi; Ascomycota; Eurotiomycetes; Chaetothyriales; Herpotrichiellaceae. The transcript is spliced from 2 exons.